CAUUUUCUUCCCAAACACACACUCAACAAUUUCUUAUUAGAAAUACAGCACUAAAAUCUAAGAACAAAAAUGGCUGUGAAAAUUAACUUUCAAAUGCUGUCUGUACUUUAUUUGUUUUUUGUUGGAUCAGAAUGCAGGGGAAUUAAUCAUAUAGAAAAAAAAGUAAACAUUUUAGAACAGAAAUUUGGGAUUCAGACAUAUGAAAAUACGUUGAUGAAACAAGAAAUAAAUAAUUUAAAAACCACAGUAAGGGAGAUAGCGGAGAAUAUCACAGAUUGGAAUAUAACUGACAAGACUAACAGAAAUAGUGAUUGUGACGAUAAAACAGUGGAUAUGUCUGAGGUAAACCAGAAACUCAGUGAUGUGGUACAAGUAACAAAGUCCUUGUUGUAUGCUUUCAAUGCUGAAAAACAAGAACGUAUCAAAGUUACUGCAGAGCUUGAAACUCUGAGAAAAACAGAACAGGAUGCUAAAACUGAAGUAAAGACACUUAAAGAAAAUCUGGAAGUUAUUCAAGAGAACCUGAAAACACAGGAAGACAUGCACAGAGAAGAAAUGGAGCAAAUGCAAAAGAAAAUAGAUGAUAUAACAGCUUAUAAAGAAACAAUGGAAGAGUUGCUUAUUGAACAAAAGGUUUUAAAUAAUGAAAAGUCAAUUUCUAAACUUGCAAUUGAGUGUGACAGAGCUGUCAACACAAUGGAAACAAAAUAUGAAUCUGUUGUUACAAGUAUUACAGGAGUAGCCGAGAGCUUGAAAUUGCAACAGAUCGCAUUUUCUGCCAGGCUCGCUUCCCACAUUGAAAACCUGGACCCGUGGCAAACCGCUGUGUUUAAUCAAGUUAUAACUAACACAGGAAAUGCAUAUUCUGGACAGACUGGAAUCUUCACUUCUCCGGUACCUGGUGUUUACGUGUUCUACACACACAUUUUGGCAAGUGAUCGCAACCUAGAAAUGUGUUUGCAAAGAAAUGGUCGCAAUGUGUUAUGGCUGUAUGUUAAUGGGAAAGGACAUGGAGGUGACAGUAACAUGAUCGUGUUACACCUUAAUAAAGGCGAUGAAAUUAAGGUAGUCAAACAUGGACCAUAUGGAAGUCGGCCAUUCUAUGUGCAUCAUGUAUGGAGUACAUUCUCUGGCUAUAUACUUUAUCCAACAACUGGGUGAAAACAAAAACAAACAUAUUCUGACACUGUAUAGAAAAUACCAAAUUUUACUGCAUAAACUGACAUGGUGACUCUUUUAUACUAUCAUACUAUGUGUCAAAGACAAUACACAAGAAUGUAAUUUUCUAUUAUUCAUUUACAACCAUUCUGUCAAAAGCAAAAUGAUUAUAGAUACAAGCUACAAUGUAUAAAUAUGUACAAAACACAGCUUUUCAUAACAUUAAAGAAUUGCUGAGUGGCUGA
This is a messenger RNA of Mercenaria mercenaria, 1403 nucleotides long. RefSeq lists its product as uncharacterized. The record is from RefSeq and is a predicted model, not a curated record. The transcript has a single exon. Bases 70 to 1161 code for a protein of 363 amino acids. Lineage: Eukaryota; Metazoa; Mollusca; Bivalvia; Venerida; Veneridae. Gene Ontology annotation, molecular function: protein binding.